Messenger RNA from Theileria parva strain Muguga, 3054 nucleotides. RefSeq lists its product as uncharacterized. The record is from RefSeq and is a predicted model, not a curated record. Lineage: Eukaryota; Apicomplexa; Aconoidasida; Piroplasmida; Theileriidae. The transcript has 10 exons. Bases 1 to 3054 code for a protein of 1017 amino acids.
AUGCUCAGAGAUUCAAUUCAGUCCAGUAACAAGUAUUUUAAAGUGCUCUACGGCCCUCUAGAUCACGUUUUCUACUUAACUUUACAUAACAGACCAUACAAAUAUUUCGUGCUCUAUGAUGAAUGCUAUCGUCACAUCAAAAAGAUAGAUGCUACCAAUGUUUCCUGUUUCCAGACCAAGUGUGUUAACUCCGAGUCAACUUACGAGCAUAGAAAUAGGAAAAAGACCGUUUUAACUACAAAACAUAUUCUGGAGAUAUAUUUCGGGAGUACAAAUAGGAACCCACUCAUUUUCACAGCACUUUCGUUUGAUGACCUCAAACUUUUAAGCACUGAAAUUGAAAAUGUGUUUGGAGUUAGAGUUUAUUCAUACGGGAGCCUUAACGCAGCCUUUAAAAAGGCACUCCAACAAUCUGACGAUAGGGAAGAAGCCCGUGAAGAAUAUGAUUAUGACGACAGGAUUCACAAAUAUAAGCUUCACAAGCAUGCUCACGACUUGAAGAAUUUAUACGAUUUGGCACAAUUGGACCCUGAUGAACACGGUGAGCCUAUGGCAGAGUUUUCAGGAAAAUAUCCUGUGGUAAUUGAAGGAGACAUGGAAAGUGGCUCGUUCGUAUCCUACAGAGAUAUAAGAACAAAGCACGGAUUAACUAACUCAGUUUAUAAGGUCGAGUGGUACCUUUCAACUGCAUUUGGUAGUCAGGAUCAGUUCUUUCAAAUACCUUCUGAGACUUCAGACACCUUUUAUCUCUCUGAAUACAUGAUCGGUCAUUACUUAAUGGUGAAGGUUUAUAGGGCAAUAAAGUAUUAUGAAAACAGGUCCUAUGUAUACUCAGUUUCGCAAAAAGGACCUAUCUGUCCAACCACUCAGCUUUGUCAUAACAUACUAAUCAACUCAUCAAGGAAAUCCGACUUUCAUGAUGUGCUGAUUUCAACUCUUGACCUAGACGUUCUAUUCGCUGUUGUUGAUAAAUCUAGCAAAUUCGGGGAAUACAAACCCUUUAAUAACCCAAAUGUAGUUAAAAAUUACCCUCAUUUUCAAAGAGCGGUAACGUUUACUGAGGAUAAUUUACUAGACAAUGAGUCCGGUUCUGAGGAUAACAAGCAGGUUGCGAAAGUCGAAAAAAGCCUUUCAGCAGAAGUUGUAACUCAUGAAAAUAGUGUUAAUAAUGAUAAAAUUGUGGACAAAAUUGAUCCAACCCCUGUAGAAACGGUUGAACUAGUUCAAAGUGAUACCAGCAAUGAAUUGGAGGAAGAAAAUUAUCUUGAUAACAUCGCCGAUGAUCUGUUUGAGGAUGAAAACGUUCAAACCAAGAUACCAAGAGGGAAUUAUAUUAAGUUAAAAGCUCCAUCCAAAGAAGUUAAAAUUUACGAUUUAGCCCAAGAUGGCGAUCACGUUGAGAAUAGUGAGGAACAAGAAAUGACACCAGAACAAAUACGUAGUAACAAGGAGAGUCUAAAAUUUCUUUAUGGUAUUUCAAGCUCAGAACUUGAUUUAAUAAAUGAAUCCACAACCGUUUCUGACCUCUCGGAGGACGAAAAGAAGACCAACAACCCUAAUAAAUAUAUUGAAAAGGGUAAGAAAAAGAGGUUCUCGAUUUUUAAUUUAUUCAAAUCAAAUAAAAGAGCUGAAAAUCUUAGGAUACCUAACGAUAAACCACAAAAACAAAUGAAAAGAAAUCAAAAGACUCACCCUCAACAACAAAACAUUAAUAAAAACCCUGGAAAAGUAAAAUCUGAUCAGAAAAAUGUGGUUGAUGAUAAAGAAUUAGUUGAGAAGUUGGAUGAACAAAACCAUGGCCUUGAACAACCUGAUAACCAGGAACCAAAACCUGUUAAAAAUCAACCUGACGGUAACAUUUCAGAUUUUGAAAUUGAAUCUGGUGACUCAAAAAUGUAUAUUAAACAGUAUGAUGAUAUUCAAGGUUCUAACGAUAAGAUUCCUAUGGACAGUAAACUUAAGGGUAAAUGGUCACUUAAAUUAUUUAAUAAAGGUAAUGCUAAAGCUAAAAUUGAAGGCGGUGGGUCUAACAGUUCUAGAUCAUCCAAGAGUACUGACAGCAAACCUGAUAAAAAGAAUAAAAAACCCAAAAAGGUUAUUUAUGAUAGGAAAAGAGAAAAACAACAGAGAGCUCUAAGGGCUAAAAGUGAAAUGAACAACUCGCCAACUUCUAAUUCUGAAUUCACUACCACUGGUUCUGAGGACUUUGACGAAUCAGUUUCAUCAAAUGAUUUUGAUAAAAAACUAAGAGAAAACCCCAAGUCUUUAACGCCUCAAAAACCUGCUAAACGAAAGGACAAACCAGCUAAAUCUGAAAAGAAUAAGCCUUUAAAGGGAGAGAAACAUGUUAAAGGGCCAAAAUCUCCGAAUAAUUCAAGAAUUUCAGGUUCUAGAACACCCAGGGCGGGGAAAACACCCACCAAUUCACCAGUGUCAAAACCUAUUAAAGGUAAAGCCAAAACUGGUAAAAACCCUCCUAACAAACAGAAUAUGAAGGUUCAUGAGACUAAAAAGGGCAAGGGUGGUAUUUUCAGUAUUUUUAAGAAGAACAAACAUGAAGAAGCACCUCCACAGGAUCAGAUCAAACCAAUUGAUCCACGAGAACAGGAGAAAAUUAGCUUAGAAAAGUACAAGAGAAUAGUUGAUACCAUAAAAUUUGUUCCAGUUAAAUUGAGGAUUUGCUUGAACGAGCUUAUUAUAACAUUUGGAUUGACAAGCUUGAGUUUGAGGUGGAACCAAAUAACAGUUGAGAAGGCAGACCAACUAUGUUUUAGUCAGUUUCCAUCAAUCCAACAACAACUUGAAAACAAACUGACAAUAGUUUACAACAAUGGAGUUCCAAUCAAGGUUAGACUAAGAACGCAGUCGUCAUUUCAAAGAAAUGUUCUAUUCCACUCUAUAAUAUUUAACAAAUUUAGAAGAAAUUACUCAAUUGACCGUUGUGAUAGAGAACUUAACACUUGUUUUUACGACGGAAUAAAGAGAGCAUACGUAAGAGUUUGCGCAGCAUAUUAUGAAGCCAGUAAAAGAAAUGAAGAAAAGAACCAGAAUUAA